Oldenlandia corymbosa var. corymbosa is the source of this 3033-nucleotide messenger RNA. NCBI's taxonomy places the organism in Eukaryota, Viridiplantae, Streptophyta, Magnoliopsida, Gentianales, Rubiaceae. The record is from the annotation of a GenBank genome assembly.
UCCAAAUUGAAAUUUUGACAUUAUCUAGUGAACUUUUAAUAGUACUGGAUUAUCAUCAACUGUUUAUUGUAAAAUUGAAAAUCUGUUGUUUGGUCAUAUGACAUAAUUUGUCCCAAUACAGGCAGUCUCGGGUUGCCAUUUCUGAAUUUUCUAUGGAAUAAUUUUGACCAAUACUAUCAGUAUUGCGUGGCCAAACAAGGCAUAUGAAUUAUACAAGUUGGCUCCUGCCUAUAAAUUCUUCCAAAAAAUGUUUCCAUCUUUUCCAUUAGCUUUCGUUCUUCUACAAAUGCAAAGUCACAGACUUCCUUGAUAUACAAAAUUUUGUGUUUCAUUCUGUGGAGCUAAAGGGAAAAGUCGCCAUGGAGGGUCAGCCGCAACAAUUGUCUUCAGUUUUCAAUUCUGACCCUUCAGGUGGAUCAAAUUGGACAAGCAAUGCAGCUCUCUGGACGGGGGAUGGACCGUUGCCGGGUGAUACAUUCGACGAAGUACUCAGAUUCUUGAAUCAAAUGCUAAUGGAAGAAGAGGAUUUGGAGCAAAGGCCUUGCAUGUAUCAAGACAUAUUGGCUUUACAGGCUGCUGAAAGAUCCUUUCUUGAUGCCCUUACUGAAGCUCUGUCGAACAAUAGAGGAGUUGAUUGAGCAACAAAUUCCAUGUAGUAGACUUAUCAUGAAUGCCUUAAUUCAUGUCAUUCAGGAUACAGUUAACUCACAGAAUUCUUGUUUUCAAUCUGAAGGAGUGGAUUUUGCCAGAAAAGAGACAGGAAAGAGAAACCGCAGUGGGGAAGAAUAUGAUGAGCAUGAUGAUGAUGAAGAGGAAAGGAGUAACAAAAUAUCUGCUCGUUAUAGUAACUACGAGGUACCAACUGAGGAGUAUGAUAAGAUUUUGCUUUGCUUGAACCUGAAGCCGAGUCCCUAUCCUGUCUUCUUAUCCUCUUACUGUGAUUUGGAGCCCGGAAGAGGGACUAACCACCAAAUUGACCCAAACCAAGAGCCUAAGCGAGGAAGGCCAAGAGCCAGUGAUGCGAAGAAGAAGCUCCAUUUUUCAAAAAAUGCAGUUGAUUUGAGGAGUCUCCUAACUCAGUGUGCACAAUGUGUGGCCAGCUAUGAUAACAGGAGGGCCUUAGAAUUGCUAAGUCAGAUAAGGCAACACUCUUCUCCCAUUGGUGAUGCCACCGAAAGACUAGCACAUUACUUUGCUAAUUCCCUCGAGGCUCGUGUCUCUGGCACAGCAACAGCAAUGUAUGCAGCUGCAGGGCGAGCAUCGGCCGCUGAUACAUUGAGGGCUUAUCAGGCAUAUAUCUUGGCAUGCCCUUUCACAAGAAUGUCGCAUAUACUUUAUGGAAAAUCAAUCCUGGAUGCUACAAAGGAGUCCGAAAAGAUCCACAUCAUUGAUUUUGGUAUACUAUAUGGCUUUAAUUGGCCCUGCCUCAUAAAGGGUCUCAGCAGAAGACCGUCUGGCUCACCAAAACUACACAUAACAGGAAUAGAGUUUCCCCAAUCUGGAUUCAGACCGGCUGAAAGGGUGGAGGAAACAGGGCGCAGGCUCGCCCGUUACUGCAAAAUCUUCAGUGUUCCAUUUGAGUAUCACGCCAUAGCAAAGAAAUGGGAGACAAUAACUUUACAGGAUCUGCAACUUGACAAAAGUGAAACCACUAUAGUCAUGUGCUUGCAUCGUCUCAAGAAUGUCCCUGAAGAUGACGAGAUAGCCGGCAUUAGUCCAAGGGACAAAGUCCUCCACCUGAUCAGGGAAAUAAACCCUGAAAUCUUUAUCCAUGGCAUCCUGAACGGAACUUACAAUGCUCCAUUCUUUGCAACACGGUGCAGGGAAGCGCUGCAUCAUUUCUCAUCAUUGUUCGACAUGUUUGACAAGAAUUUACCACGCCACGAUCAAGACAGGUUGGUGUGCGAGAAAGAAGUGUUGGGAAGGGAUGUGAUGAAUGUGAUAGCAUGUGAAGGGAGUGAAAGGGUUGAGAGGCCUAACACAUAUAAGCAAUGGGGAGUCAGGAACUUGAGAGUUGGGUUCAGGCAAGUCCCAGUGGGUGAAAACAUUGUGAAGGAAAUCAGGGCAAAAGUUAGACUGAAUUACCACAAGGAUUUUGAGGUUGAUAAAGACUGCAACUGGAUUCUUCAGGGCUGGAAAGGAAGAAUUCUUUCUGCACUCUCCAUUUGGAAGCCCUGUGAAAGUAAUGAUGAAUAAAAAAGAAUUUCCAGGCACAAUUAUGUGCCAUUUGUAAUCACAAAAGUUCAGAAUAAUUACUCAAACAAUCCUUUUCUUUUUUGUUUUUUUUUUUUUGUUUUGAGAUUUGAUUUUUUAUUUGAAUUUUACCUAUACUAGCUUUGCAUCUUUUAUAGAACCUCUACCUUUAUAAUUAGUUGCUUUUCGGAUUUUACUUGUGGGAGUAUUUAUUCCUUGAGGGCAGAAGCAAUCAUAUGGAGAAAGAAAGAGCAAACAGUCUGCUUCUGUUUGACGAAGUUGAUUUAGCAGAAAGCCAGAAACAUUUGGCAGAUUAUUGCAUGACGCAGAAGCAAGAGGGAGAGUGCCGUGUUAUAUUGAUCUAGAGCAUCCUAGCGAAACACCAAGGCUUCUAAGAAAGCACUUGAUGCUCUUGACACCGCAAUAGCUUUUGAUUAGAUGUGCACAGCUUGUUACAGCUUACAAUCAUAACUGUGCAAAUGAACAACCGAAGCUGGUACGCCAGCACGUGUGUUUUUUAGGCAAUGCAGAUGAGUGAUUGGUGAUUCAUUGCUUACAGGCAACGUCCCUAAUGGAAAAAUACACAAGCAGCUGAGGAACUGAAAAGCCAAAGAAUUAUUUGUGAUGCAUUCAGGCAGAUAUACAUUUUCCUCACAAAAAAAUGAUACCUGCAAGCAGCAGCAGCAGCUACCAGACUCCAUAUUGUGGACUUCGACAUAAGCUUUGGUCCUUGAGCUUUUAGGAAAGCCCUUAUUUAACGAGUGAACCUCAAAACAAGUCAUCUAACCUUUAAUAUAUUUCACUCUAGGUCAUCAAUUAAAUUUAUUUGUAACACAGGUU